Molecule: messenger RNA, 667 nt
Organism: Malus domestica (apple)
Lineage: Eukaryota; Viridiplantae; Streptophyta; Magnoliopsida; Rosales; Rosaceae
Source: RefSeq, a predicted model, not a curated record
UCAUCAACAAGUGGCGAGACGAAAAAGGUUCAAGAAUUCCUGUCGUGGGAAAGUUUAUCUCUCAUUAUCUUGUCAGAAGUGGAGAUAAGAAGAAGGUUCAAGAAUUCCUGUUGACAGACACCAUCGUGCGGUCUCACCGACUCGGAACUCCUCCUGCGUUUGAAAUUUGAAGAUGCCUGCAAAAUACAUCAUUCCUGCUGUUUUGGGAUCAUUUGCAGUGGCAUGGACAGCUGACCAUUAUUUCGCUGACAAGAAAAUAUUUGGAGGAAGUACUCCGUCAACUGUUGCAAACAAAGAAUGGUGGGAAGAAACUGACAAGAAGUUUCAGGCAUGGCCUCGGACUGCCGGUCCACCGGUGGUCAUGAAUCCCAUUAGCCGUCAGAAUUUCAUUGUCAAGUCCCGCACCGACUCUUGAAGAUUUUCCGGAUCUUCACUCCGUUUAUGUGUGUUGUGAGCUGAAAGCAUGAUUGAAGGAUUGGCAGAAUAAAUGUUAGGCUGGUUUGAGAAUGUUGUGAUGUGAACUUUUUUGUACCAAAAGAAAAAUGUCAGGGAAUCCUAAAUCUGAGGUACAAUAACCCAACAAUGAAUCACCGUGUAUAAAUUAUCACUCUUCGGGAUUUUAUCGAUAUGUCUCUAUUUGAAUGAAACAGUCAAUAUUUGGUCAGUA